Molecule: messenger RNA, 699 nt
Organism: Trichomonas vaginalis G3
Lineage: Eukaryota; Parabasalia; Trichomonadida; Trichomonadidae
Product: putative phosphatase, domain 2 domain-containing protein
Exons: 1
Coding region: 1-699 (232 amino acids)
Source: RefSeq, a predicted model, not a curated record
AUGAAAACUUUGAUAACAUUUGAUAUAGACGGAACACUUCUUAACUUCUCCGAUAAAGGCCAUUGUUAUAUACGUGUAUUUAAUCAAACUUUCGCUGACAUUUUUGGCGGCGACAAAAAUCCGAGAGAUUAUUUACCAAAAAGAAUGUGCGGAGCUACAGACAAAUAUCUUCUAAGUUAUAUGAUCAAAGAAAUUACAAAGCAACCAGAAACAGAUGAAAAACUUUAUCAUCAAUUUCAUGAUGAAAUCAUUUCACGUUUUGUGAAAGAGUUUGAUGGUAGCAUUUCACUCACAAAAGGAUGCAAAGAGCUACUUGAUCAUCUAUCUAAAAUGAAAAAUGUUGGUUUGGGUGUAUGCACAGGAAAUUUCCCCGAAAUUGCACAAAAGAAACUUUCUUCAUGCGGCAUUUUAGAUUAUUUCGAUAAGGAUGCAUGCUGCUUUGGAGCAUCUGAAGAACGAACCAAUGUUUUAGCAGAUGCUAUCGCUUCUGCAACAAACAAACACGGAAAAUUCUCAAAAGUCAUCCAUUUCGGCGAUACUGUCCCAGAUUAUAACGCUGCACUUGAUAAUAAAGCCUUUCCAUUUUUAAUUACCUAUUGGGGCUUUGAUUCUCAUGUUCCACAGCUUAAUUUCAAAAAUACUUACAAAGAUUUUAUUGAGUGCAAAGAGGACUUGCUUACACUCAUCAAUUCCGAAUAG